AAUUUGUUGACAGUUGCUGUGUUUCAAGCAUUGUUCAAAAGUCAAUCUCUGUUUCUGUUUCACAGAAUUCAGUUUUCGCCGAAGUUUGAUCAAAUUCGAAUUCUAUUAGAAAUGGUAUUCUGCAUGGGUUUAUUGCAGUGUAUGUUAACAUGUUUACGCAAGCAAGGUUAGCCCCUUGUACUGUCGAUGCGAUGAACUAUUCAGCACCACCAUUGGAUUAUUCAUUUCGCUCUCUUACGGCUUUUUCAGAUGCCCUAGAAGAAGAGCCAAGGCCUUGUUUGCGAAGCAUCCUGAGAGAAGGUGGUGACAAGAAAUAUAAAACAAAUGCAGUACGUUUGAAUAACAACGCUCUGUCAAAUUAUAAUGACUUCCAAGAAACACUUGAAGCACUUCUUGUUAAUCCGUCUCACCUUUCGUGGUUGGAUUUGUCAUUCAACAACUUGACAACGAUCGAUAAGGGAAUACUGCAGUUCUCCGAGUUAAAGGUUUUCAACUUACAUGGCAACGGGAUUGAAAAAUUGACUGACAUCGAUAAACUUGCUUCUCUACAAAAGCUAAGAUCUCUUACUGUUCAUGGAAAUCCUGUGGAGGACUCAAAAGGAUACCGACAAUAUAUCAUAAGCAAAAUACCUCAGCUUGAAAAAUUGGAUUUUUCCAAAAUAACGAAAGCUGAUCGAGAAACUGCCAAAACAUUGCUAAAAUUUUGUUCAAAAAACAAGAACAUCGCUUAAACUUUGACAUUUAUAUUAAUGUUUUUCUCACUUUUGAUCUUGAUGACGAGAUAAAGUCAUUGACAAAGCGUGUUUACUUUUAUAUUGCAUCGUUUAAUAAUUCAUAUAUAAUAUUGUUGGUGAAAAACAACCGUAGUGAUGGCUGCAAAAAUCUUGUUUAUAAUUCGCUUUCUUAAUGCAGCAUUAUUAUUUAGAGGAGAAUUAAUUGUCGGCACAAUACCAUUGUUUUCUCCAUACAUUUCUCGAUUUAUGUACUUUGGUUUAAAUAAAAUGCGUUGGACUUCUCUAAGAUCAUUCAA
Messenger RNA from Xenia sp. Carnegie-2017, 1030 nucleotides. Its product is annotated as leucine-rich repeat-containing protein 51-like. Gene Ontology annotation, molecular function: protein binding. The transcript is spliced from 4 exons. Bases 150 to 731 code for a protein of 193 amino acids. The record is from RefSeq and is a predicted model, not a curated record. NCBI's taxonomy places the organism in Eukaryota, Metazoa, Cnidaria, Anthozoa, Malacalcyonacea, Xeniidae.